Molecule: messenger RNA, 927 nt
Organism: Thermothelomyces thermophilus ATCC 42464
Lineage: Eukaryota; Fungi; Ascomycota; Sordariomycetes; Sordariales; Chaetomiaceae
Exons: 3
Coding region: 126-482 (118 amino acids)
Source: RefSeq, a predicted model, not a curated record
CCACACCUUUUUUGUCCCCUCUCCAGUCUCAUCAGGCUCAGCGCACUCGCUUGUAUCUGACCAGCCCUCGAACCGUGUCAGAUCCGCAAAGCGCGAGAAGCGUAUCACAGGACAUCGAUUGCAUCAUGGCUGACAGUGAGGAGAACGUCAACUUGAUAGACGAGACGCCCAUCUCGCCCAGUCGGUCUAGCCCCGCCCGGAAAAACUCUCUUGAGUUUCAUUUAAGCCACCGGCCAGGCCGUCAAGAACUAGUCGACAGAAACAUUCUCCCUGCUUCAACAGCCGCUCCGGGCCUUCAGGCGAACCAAAAACAACUUGAGAGGCACAUGCGGGCCGAUUCGUUGAACGAAAAGAUUGCACAUCGGCCUUCCCCGGAAGCGCUGAUCCGAGACGGCGUAUUGCAUGAAGACCCGCGCGCUCCCGACGAUAAAUACGCCGAGGCGAUUGAGGAGGAAUACGCAAAGCGAGAGGGCGGUGCCUGACCUAACUGCCUUUUCACCCGAUUAUUUGUUCCCCGGAAAUCGAACCCCGGAAUAAAUGCGGUCUCCCGAAUGGGGCGAGGCCAAGGGUCCUGCGUAGGUUCUGCGAGACGUAUAUCUCCAAAACCGGAGCUUCUCCUAUAGGUUUAUAUCCCGCGGUACAAGGCCGUUAGCUGUGGUGGCUUCUCUGAUGUCGGGCAACGUGUACACUCUAGCCAUUUGGAAGGCAGGAGUAUGACGUUGGGGUAGCGGAUAUACAGUUAAGGUCUUAUUGCACUGAAAAGGACUGUUAUCCACUUGUAUGGGAGCAAUAUCUCCAUUCGCCAAUCAACAGCUAGGGUGAUAUCUCGAUUCGUCUCUGCGUUGCGCAUGCCUGUUUAAACACAGCUCUAGCGGCAGGGUUCAUUGCUUGUAAAAGUGGCACGAGCAAUUCUAGUAUUAAUUUGAC